Messenger RNA from Megalops cyprinoides (Indo-Pacific tarpon), 768 nucleotides. RefSeq names its product CD209 antigen-like protein E. Lineage: Eukaryota; Metazoa; Chordata; Actinopteri; Elopiformes; Megalopidae. Bases 1 to 768 code for a protein of 255 amino acids. The record is from RefSeq and is a predicted model, not a curated record. The transcript has 6 exons. Gene Ontology annotation, molecular function: signaling receptor activity.
AUGGAGAUGUGUGAAAACAUUUACGCCAAUGAAGAAUCUGUCAUGGCCUGCAAGUCCAAAACCACAGCGGACCAGAACCCAAAGAGCAGCCCAGGAGAUCAGCACUUGGGGAAAAGACUCUACAGGGUGAUUGCAGUGUGUCUGGGGCUGCUGUGUGUUCUGCUACUGACUGCCAUCACGGUCCUCUGUAUCCACUAUAAAGGAGUGGUAAAUGAGAGAGACCAGUUAGAGACCAGUAAUACCAACCUUAAACCAGAGCGAGACCAGCUAAAGAGCAAUUACACCAUCCUUAUAGCACAGAGAGACCAGAUAAAGAGUGAGAAAAACAGGCUUCAGAGGUGGCUGGAACACACGUAUUCCCAUGGCUAUAUAACAUUUGACUCCAAGUUCUACUACGUCUCCAACGAGACAAAGACCUGGAUUGACAGCCAACAAGACUGCAGAGAGAGAGGAGCUCACCUGGUAAUCAUUAACAGCAGAGAGGAACAGGAAUUCAUCAGUGGAUUGAAAAAGAACGUCUGGAUCGGCCUGAAUGACAGAGAAACAGAGGGAACCUGGAAGUGGGUGGAUGGCACAACACUGACCACAGAAUACUGGCAGAGUGGGCAGCCUUCUAAUGGAGGUAUUACUGAUGAGAAGGAUCCUGAUACUGGAGAGGACUGUGCUGAAAAUGCUAUCUUCCAGUACUGGAGGAAUGGCAAGUCAGAGGACUGUGCUGACUGUCAGAGAGGCUGGAAUGAUGUACCUUGCUCCACCAGACUGAAGUGA